AUGCCUGCCACCCUGGCGGUCGAGAGCUCGUGGCGGAUGGUGGACGGCGAGCACGACAGCUUCGACACGUCGGUCGUGCCCCUCGAGGACGACCUGUUUCUUUCGAGCGGCCAGCCGUCGCAGGAGUCGCAGGAGUCACAGGAGUCGCAGGACGACGACAUCCAGACGUUUCUGCGCCGCGCUGAGGAUGACGACGACGACCCGCGCGUGCUGCUGCGGUCGCCCUUCCAACCGUCGCUGCCGUCGUCGGCUUAUCGCACGCCUGAGCCGGAGUUCCACAUGCCCAGUGUGGAUGUGGGCGUCAAUCACAGGGGCAGUCCUGCACAGAGAGACAGGCCGUCUAGCCACUGCAGCAAUCAGACCGUUUUAACCGCAGCUACAGCAACUAACGCCACUACUAAAACUACUACAAUUACCACAGCUAAAACUACAACUACAACCUCGUCACCCAAAACCACUCUUCGCCUCCCGUCUGUCGCCCUCUUCGUCGCCGUCCUCGUCGGCUGCGGCACCCUCUUUGGGCCCGGGGGGCCAGCCAACAGCACGGCGCGGUCAAUCUACGCAGAGGCCGUGGUGCCCACGUGCAGCAUCCCGGCCGUAGCCUGGCUCAACCUGGACGUCUGUGCCCCGGCAAGAACUGUAGCUGAGUCAAGGGCGGGUCCGGCGCUGGUUGAGAACGCCAUCGACAACUCGACCACCCACGACGACGACAGAAGGACACAAGUGGCGGCCGUGGUGCGCGACCAUGUGGCGGCAAGCCAGGCAUCUGGCGGGACGACCGCCCAGGAGACGUGGCUGCUGGCGCGGGCACGCACCAAAGACCUGAGGUUGGCCCUGCAGGCGGCCCAAAGCCGGCGAUCGACGGCGGCGGUGAUGGCACCAUCAUCGGCCGUGCCACCGUCAACGUCGACGCCAUUACCCAGUCGUGAGGCGCUCCUGCUGCUGGAGCUGGACGAGUACCUGGAGGCAGCCAAGGGGGUAUCGUUGGCGCUGGCGCGCUUCCAGACCGGCGCGGGGGCGAUGGCAGCUGACACGUUGGCACACGCGACGCGGCGGACGCUGGUGCAGCUGCGACGGAUGGGACAGACGGGCAAGGUGGGAAGGAUAGAGGGAGAGGGCGAGAUGGAAGGAGAGGAGAGCUGGCUGCCACGGAUGUUGAGGCUUGGCUCUUCGGGCUCGUCCGCCAGGAAGAGGUCUGGCAGCAGCAGCAGCCGGCACGCCCUGGUCGAAGCGUACCGGCGACACGCAAACACGCUGGUGACGAAGACGGGCUGCCGGGUGAACGAGGCCGAGGCGGUACUGACAGCUCUCGAGGCAGCGGGCAUGCAUCUGGAGGCGGUGCAGGCAGUAGUGGCGGGUCGACUCGACGAGCUGACAGGGGUGUCUCGGGCGGAGGCAACCGGCCCAGACCGAGACCGAGACCGAGAAGCAGACACAGACGCAAACGUGCUCUGGCGGUUGCUGGGAGCCAUGCUUCGGAGUGCGGUCGGAUCGGCGACCGACAAGGCGUCCCGGGCUCUUCAGCAGUGGGAAGAACACGCGGCACAGCUGCAGACGGUGCGGGAGCGACACGACGCGACGGUGCGGCAGACGAGCAAGGUGCUAGACGAGCUGGCAAGCCUGCGAGGCACGCUGCAGCAGCUGCAGGGUCGGUUUGCGGGAGAGGACUCAAGGCCAGAUUUGGGGCACUUGGGACUGGACUUGCGGCUGCACAUGGACAUUAUCGAGGCGGGGAUCGAGGAUCUGGAGAUGGUGUACAGAGGGUGA
Messenger RNA from Grosmannia clavigera kw1407, 1767 nucleotides. RefSeq lists its product as uncharacterized. The transcript is spliced from 3 exons. The record is from RefSeq and is a predicted model, not a curated record. Lineage: Eukaryota; Fungi; Ascomycota; Sordariomycetes; Ophiostomatales; Ophiostomataceae. Bases 1 to 1767 code for a protein of 588 amino acids.